AUGAAACAAAAGAGCGAAAAGAAACUCAUUGCUGAUUUCGACGCUGUUUCAUUAUAUCCAUCAGCUAUAGCAAGACUUUAUACUUUAGAAGGUAUUCCAAAGGUUAUGAAGAAAGAAAUGUUAAGCACAGAGUAUCUCAUGAGACAUUUAUUCGAUGACGACCAAAAGGAACCCAUUGGUGAAAAGUUUAUGUCUGGCUUCUUUGUUCUCAUUAAGAUAACAGAGAUUGGAAUACAUAGACACUUUCCUUUAAUAGUUUGUGACCCUGAACUAAAUCCAGAACUUAACGUUCCCAGAAGUUCAAACACUUGCUGUUUAAUGUAUGUUGACCAUAUAACAUUACAAGACCUCAUAAAAUAUCAAGGUGUCAAAUGUGAAGUGUUGCAAGGAUACUAUUACGAUGGAAACAGAGAUAUUAGAAUAAGAGAUGAAGUAAAGAAGUUGUUUGAGUUAAGGUUAAAGUAUAAGAAAGAAGGAAAUCCUUUGCAAGAAAAUAUAAAGCUCAUUCUGAACAGUAUUUAUGGCAAAACUAUUCUAUCUCCUAUUGAGUCAAAAAUAACCAUAGUAAAUGACAAAGAUGCUAUAAGAUAUGCCAUCAGAAACUACAACCAUAUAGUGAAGUUCGAAGGUUUGGAUGGUUCAGAUAAAACUAUUUUCAAGCUAACGAAAAGCAUUUGCAGACACUUUAACUUCUGUCCACUUGGUGUUAACAUUCUGUCUAUGUCGAAGAGAAUAAUGUGUGAAGUAUUCUGUACUGCUGAGGACUUAGGAAUGGACAUCUUUUAUAGCGAUACGGACAGUAUGCAUCUCUACAAUGAAGAUAUCCCUCGUUUAGCUGAAGAGUUUGAGAAACGUUAUGGAAGAGUUCUCAUUGGUAA
This is a messenger RNA of Trichomonas vaginalis G3, 878 nucleotides long. Its product is annotated as organellar and viral DNA polymerase type B. The transcript has a single exon. The annotation marks the transcript as partial. Gene Ontology annotation, biological process: DNA replication. Lineage: Eukaryota; Parabasalia; Trichomonadida; Trichomonadidae. The record is from RefSeq and is a predicted model, not a curated record. Gene Ontology annotation, molecular function: nucleotide binding; DNA binding; DNA-directed DNA polymerase activity.